Molecule: messenger RNA, 2115 nt
Organism: Didymodactylos carnosus
Lineage: Eukaryota; Metazoa; Rotifera; Eurotatoria; Philodinida; Philodinidae
Source: the annotation of a GenBank genome assembly
GCGUAACCGUUUCGCAGAAUACGUUUCAACGUUUUUUCUCUGGUACAAAACCUAAAUCCGUUUCUUCACAAGGCAAAAAACGUCGAAGCGUAUUCUGCGAAACGGUUAUGCAGGACUGUACGAUACGGAUAUCGGUUUCUAUUAGGAGCAAAUGCCAAAACCGAUAUUCGUUCUGUAAGCUACGGAUUUUUUUUAGAGAGUAGUGGCUAAUUGUUUUGAUCGCGAUUUCGUCCUUGCUUAAGAGACUAUCUUGAGGGUUGAUGGUGAGGGUGUUUCACGAGAAAACAUAAAUAGAGUAGUUGAUUAUUCUUUUUUAUAUCAAGAUAUAACCUUUUCUUUGAAAUAAUCACUUUCACUUGAGAAAGAACUAAAAGAAGACGAUGAUUGAUUUCUUGUAGUUUUAUUGACUAGUUUCUGUCAAGUUGAAACUUGACUCCAUCAGAUUCUACAAAAAACAUUUUUCAACAGCAACUAUUUACAAAUCAUAAUUGCUAAAUGGUCGAAAGGACCCCUAUAGCAAGUACCAAAUGGCCGAAAGGGCCUCUACUGGUAUUUGAUAAAACUUGUUUUGGUUUGGUACGUUCGUAAUCGUUCUUGGCCAUUUGUUUGUAGAUUUUGGCAGUAUUGUCGUUGUAGCCUUUGGGGAGUUGUCAAAUGCCGUUGGAUGUUGUUUGAGACGACGUGCCAAAAGCCAAAAUACCAGUUGAAAAACUCCUUCGAGAUCAAACGAGAGGAAAAUGAGAGUUUCGAAGUGUUUUGAAUUCAUAUGCUACUGGUUGUUAAACCAUCCUGUACUGUAUUUAAUUAAUUAGCAAGAGGUUUAUCGAUUUUCAGUAGCGAGUUUUUCGGUUUCUUAUAAGAUAAUCUGAAAGGUUGUUCAAUCUUUUCGAACCGAUAAUUGGAUUCAUCUUUGAAAUGGCUGUGUCUGAAAAGCAAUCGUUCCAGAGCUUAUGAAAACGGGUUCAGAAAUCUUGCAUUCCUUUACAAAAGGAAAAAUGACACAGAAUAUCAACCUUGAAUCAAUUUUAGCCUUCUUUCUUCGAUGAUUAGUGGUUUCUAGCAAGAGUUUUCUUACAUCUAAAUAAUUCCUUUGCGUGGGUGGGUAUCGCGCAUUCAAAUGUCCGUGCGACUCUUUCUAGUUGUUUGAAAAUGAAAUUGAUCGGGUACCCGUUCAAUAGUAAUGCCAUACAUACAGUAUGUUCCAAAAGCUCCUUCCACUUAAGUUUUUUGAAUAUCUACACUUUUUUAUAUGACAAUAUCAACUAUUCUUUUUCAAAUAAUGGGAAAAUGCAACAAAUUUUUAUUUAUAGAAAAAAUCUCAAAAAUAUUGUUCAAAAGUAUCGCCUUGAACUGAUAUACAAAAAUUUAAUCUUUUCUAUAUUUCCAGAAAAACAUUAUGUAACGUUUCUUUUUUAAUUACUUGAACUAUUUUGAUCUUCAAAUCAUCCAAAUCUCGUAUGUUAUUUUUAUGAACAUUUGUUUUGAUAUAGCUCAAAGAAAAAAAUCCAAAGGAGUCAUAUCAGGUGACCUUGGAGCCCAUGAGAUUGAUCCACCUCUCCCUACCCAUCGAUUAUCAAAUUUUUCGUUCAACCAAGAACGAACCGCAUUUGAAAAGUGAAUUAGUGCUCCAUCUAUACAAUGACUGUUGUAGAGGAUAGUGCUGUCAUUCUGAAUCUGAAAAGACUACCUAAUCGAACUGGUAAAGAUUUAAAAUUAAAUAAAAUGUCUGUUGACGAAGAAUUAAGAAUUCAAAUUGUUCUCAUGAUGGCUAAUUUGGAAUAUCCAAGCUUAGUCAGACGCCAUUUUCACCGAGAAAAUUUGCCUAAUAUUCCUUCCGAAAAGACAAUGAAAACUAUUUUUAAUAAGUUUAGUGAGACUGGUUCAAUAUAUGAUCAAGAACGUUCAGGACGACCAUCAUCUGCAACAGAUGAAAAAUUUGAAGAGAUUGUUGAAGUUUUGUCAGAUAAUCCUACGAUCAGCGUGCGCAAUAUUGCUCGUAAAGUUAAUAUUUCAAAAUCGGUAGUACAUCGAACGAUGCGCGAGAUGUUAGGAUUCAAACCAUAUAAGAUGCAUUUAACCCAACAAUUGUAUGAGAGGGCAAGGAUUUACGAGUAG